GGGCAACGGACGUUCUGCUGCCCGGGAUACCGCGCGCCAGGGCGGAGCUUCCAGGAUUGGAAAGUUUGAGGUUUGCCCCAACCUGGGACGGGACGCUGCACCCUCCUUGUCAAGGUUCAGGGAGGAUGGAGCAGGGGAUGGGGAUGCUUUGAAAGGUGACAUGAAACUUGGCUCUGUGCUGAUCUCCUGAUUAGCAUGCUGUAGCACUUGACUUCCCCCAAGAUGUCACCUUCCUUGGGUCAUCUUGCAGGCCCUAGGUUGAACUAAAGGAGAAUCAGCACUUCAGAGUGCUUUCUCUUCCACACGUCUCAUCGCCAGAGUACCCCCCAGCCCCCACCAAAAAAUCUCGUUAAUCGUAUCAAAGUUUGCAGCCCUUCCUUUAGGAGAUUGCGCUGGACACCUGGGCAAGGAAGUAUUUCUUGCCCAAGUAAGGAAGAUUGUAGCCUGCUUUGAAGACUCUCUCUCCCACCUAUGCACUAGAAUACAUGAUUUCUAUUGACUUCUGUUGAAAUCCUUAGGGACUUUUGCAUGUGUAAUUGGCAAGGUAGUUUAGAUUCACUGAGAUUGGGUGGCCAUAUGUUACUAAAAAUAGGAAUCAGUUCUCCAAAGAAGGUGUCAGAAGCAAACAAACGGUUCCAUAGGGGAAAAUCAGUACUCCUGCUUGUAGCUUAUUCAUCUAGAGAGAUAGAGUUUGCAAUAAAUUGUUGUAUUCUUUGUUAAUACCUAAGACCUUCUGAUCUUAGUUUAUUUCAGUGAUUGAAAUUAACCUGUACUCUUGAAUUUACAGCAUUUCAAAAUAAAAACAUAAAAGCCAUGCAAAACAAAAAAAGGCUUAACUCAAAACCCUCCUUUACAUUCUUGCCUCUCCUUCUACAUUCAGAAUUGAAAAUAUCCCAUGUUAGACUGGAACAGAACUCCAUCUUGAUUAAAACUGCCCUCAUGGUCUCAGCAUUUUCCUGAAGGGGUCAAGAAGACAACCUUUACUAGGACCUUCCAUAUUCCCUACUUCCUCUGCGGCUCUUCAACCAUCACAUCCGGGUCCCCCAGCCCCUUAUAUUACUUGCCUGCGCAGUUGCCGUGGACCAUUAGGAUAGCUCACAUCGCUGGGCAAUGCUAACACAAGAGCAGAAAGCCAGGAGAGGUGUAAAAAUUGGAACCAUUUGGCCCACUUAACAGCAAAAUGAUGCAAGUUGUUCAGCCUGGAAAACUCUUCAUAGGAGGCCUCAAUGCAGAGACCAAUGCAAAGUCUAUUGAAGCAGUGUUUGGAAAAUUUGGACACAUACUAGAAGUUCUAUUGAUGAAGCAUUGAGAAACGAAGAAGUCUAGAGGCUUUGCUUUUAUUACUUUUGAAAGCCCUGCAGAUGCUAAGUGUUUGGAUGGAAAAACAAAGUAGAGCAAGCCAAGAAGAAACCAUCUUUUGAAAGUCAUGGUAGGCACAAACUGCCACCUCUUUCAAGAACUAAAGUCCCCCAAAGAAGUCUGAGGUGUGGAAGAGGAGGAAGUGGUACACCAAGAGGUCGUUCUUCACGUGAAGGGUGCUUGGGUAAUAUCUUAAGAUUCAAGGAUGCAAACAUAGGAUCAAAAACCAAUGAUGGUGGAUAUACUCUUAAUCUCAGAAGAAGAAGUCUGCUGUCUUUGAAACACUACAUAAAGAAAAGCCGAAGCUGUGGGGGAGAGGCCCAGAGAGAGAAUGGAAGGGAGAUAGGUUGCUGUGAGGUGCUUAGAGUCCCCAGCAGACUUACUACAGACUUAGCAGGAUAAAUAAAUAACUAAAUAGAUAGAUAAAUAGAUAAGUGCCCCUGAACUGAGGAAUGGAUGGCGAAGGCUGGAAUGUGACUGUGUUGCUAGGGAGAGGUGAGAAAGGGGAAACCGGAGCAUGGGCAAGCAGGCUGCUGAUUGGCUGGCGCCCGGAACGCGCAACAGGGCUAGAGCGUGGCAGGUAAGAGUUUCUUCAGUCAGUCGCUGGCCAGCCGGGGCAGCGACUGGGCCUGCUAAGAGUCGCUCUGCCUCGACUGAGGGUCCCAAGGCGGAGCGGUGGCUCUUUGGGCCCCGCCCCGCCCCGUCCCGUCCCCCGGGGUUCCUGCCCGGACCUCCCGGGUCCCGGCUGCUGCGGCCCCAGCGCGGUGCGGCCCCAGAGCCACCGGUGGUGGUUCCCAGCCUGGCUGUGAAGAUGGCGGACCGCGCUGUCGCCAGCGCCAACGGCAGCUCAUCCUUGCGGGGUACACAGGAACGAAUGGGUAAGUGGGCCUGCGGCUCCCGAGGGGACUUGGGCCUUCGAGGGAGGCGGGGUUCCCACUGCCCCCGGGCCAGCUGGAGCAGCAUGGCCGGCGUCAGAAAACUUUUCUCUGGAGUCGCCUUGGUCCUCCCUCAUCCCGCGGGAUUGUCCUGGGAUGGGACAGUGGGGAGGUUGGGAGGGGGCGGGAGGGGAAACGGCCGGCCAGCGCUUCCAACGGCCAAACCGCCGAUGCCGGUGGCCAAACUGUCCGUGCCAACGGCCAAACUGCCGAUGCCAACGGGCGAACCCCCGCGGGCGGGGCUGGAACUCGGGGCCCCGCGUGUGGCCCCGAGUCACGCCAGCUGUUAAAGGGCAACGGACGUUCUGCUGCCCGGGAUACCGCGCGCCAGGGCGGAGCUUCCAGGAUUGGAAAGUUUGAGGUUUGCCCCAACCUGGGACGGGACGCUGCACCCUCCUUGUCAAGGUUCAGGGAGGAUGGAGCAGGGGAUGGGGAUGCUUUGAAAGGUGACAUGAAACUUGGCUCUGUGCUGAUCUCCUGAUUAGCAUGCUGUAGCACUUGACUUCCCCCAAGAUGUCACCUUCCUUGGGUCAUCUUGCAGGCCCUAGGUUGAACUAAAGGAGAAUCAGCACUUCAGAGUGCUUUCUCUUCCACACGUCUCAUCGCCAGAGUACCCCCCAGCCCCCACCAAAAAAUCUCGUUAAUCGUAUCAAAGUUUGCAGCCCUUCCUUUAGGAGAUUGCGCUGGACACCUGGGCAAGGAAGUAUUUCUUGCCCAAGUAAGGAAGAUUGUAGCCUGCUUUGAAGACUCUCUCUCCCACCUAUGCACUAGAAUACAUGAUUUCUAUUGACUUCUGUUGAAAUCCUUAGGGACUUUUGCAUGUGUAAUUGGCAAGGUAGUUUAGAUUCACUGAGAUUGGGUGGCCAUAUGUUACUAAAAAUAGGAAUCAGUUCUCCAAAGAAGGUGUCAGAAGCAAACAAACGGUUCCAUAGGGGAAAAUCAGUACUCCUGCUUGUAGCUUAUUCAUCUAGAGAGAUAGAGUUUGCAAUAAAUUGUUGUAUUCUUUGUUAAUACCUAAGACCUUCUGAUCUUAGUUUAUUUCAGUGAUUGAAAUUAACCUGUACUCUUGAAUUUACAGCAUUUCAAAAUAAAAACAUAAAAGCCAUGCAAAACAAAAAAAGGCUUAACUCAAAACCCUCCUUUACAUUCUUGCCUCUCCUUCUACAUUCAGAAUUGAAAAUAUCCCAUGUUAGACUGGAACAGAACUCCAUCUUGAUUAAAACUGCCCUCAUGGUCUCAGCAUUUUCCUGAAGGGGUCAAGAAGACAACCUUUACUAGGCUUUAGAUCUAGUGCAAAUGCAGCAAUGCGGUUGGACUUGGGUCACA
Castor canadensis (American beaver) is the source of this 3620-nucleotide messenger RNA. The record is from RefSeq and is a predicted model, not a curated record. Lineage: Eukaryota; Metazoa; Chordata; Mammalia; Rodentia; Castoridae.